Molecule: messenger RNA, 464 nt
Organism: Puccinia graminis f. sp. tritici CRL 75-36-700-3
Lineage: Eukaryota; Fungi; Basidiomycota; Pucciniomycetes; Pucciniales; Pucciniaceae
Exons: 5
Coding region: 117-464 (115 amino acids)
Source: RefSeq, a predicted model, not a curated record
UCCGGACACCAUUCUAGUCUUGAUUAUGGCAGUGAACAAUGAAAUUGGGAUCAUCCAACCCUUGAAAAAGAUAGGAGCAAUCAUCCGCCGGCAUAAGGGAGUCUUUUUCCACACUGAUGCUUCUCAAGCUGUGGGGGAAACUCAUCUCCAAAUUGCAAGCCAAUUAUAAUUUGGAGAAUGAGUGGGAGAAACUCAGACAAUCCAGUAGUGAGAAGACAAGCGGCCGAUCAGCAACCGGAAGAGUCCGAGGACACAUUGAGUGUCAGAGGAUCAUGCCUCUUAGACGGCACGAAUUGUCAUCCGACACCAUUUUGUUGCAGAGGCAACAAUUAAAGCGACCAGGAGCAAGCGUUGAGGAGGAAACUGAGGAGGUGAGCUUGGUCGAUACUGAUCAAGAGCAAGAGUUUCAGAGGCAACUAAAGGAUGAACAGGCUACCGGAUCAGGCAAGAGAUCAAGUCGAUAG